UUUAAUAAUACUCUUGAAGCAAUUUCAGAAGAACAUAAUAAUGUACAAGGUAAAGUAGCAAAUAACGUAGUUGGGCUUGCACUACUGCAGUAUUGGAAGUUCGCUGCAUUGAAUCCAAAAGAAAUCAGCAUAGUUGCACAAAGGCUAUUCAGUAUUAAAGUCAAUUCAGCUCUAUGUGAACAGCUUUUUUUCGCAUGGGGUAGUUUCAUAGUUCUCAAUGAUGUAAAACCAGUCUUUCAAAUGACACAGAUCGUAGCAGAAAUAGCAUGGGAGAAACGUCAAGAAAAAAUUGAGAUGGUUCAAAAUAUAGCCAUUAGGAAUCAAAUUAUAAGUUCAGCUAAUUAUAAUAUACAAGCAUUUUUGCAUAAACAAUUAGAAUCUGUCACAAUUAAUCUCAGCGAUAUUGUAAAUGUUUUAAUGCUUGCUGAUAAUGAAAAUAACAGUGAAAACAUAACCAAAGAGAUUAAUAAUGAGGAAUAUGAUAAUAGCACACAUAAUAGUGAUAAUGAUACAGAUGAAGACCUGACUAAUGAUAAAGAUGAAGAGCUUGAAGAAAAUGAGGAGCUUGAAGAAAAUGAAGAGCCUGAUGAAAUAGGCAUGGGUACCUUAGAUACUGCUAACAAACUUAAUUGUUAUCCGGCCAAUCAUCAAAAUUCAAAAAUCGAAUUACAAUACCUUUUUUCGCGUGUUUUAACCCAACCAUUGUUCGUUCGUAUUAUUGAACAAGAAGUUGGAAAUAUCAAAGCAACACAAUAUGGAAAUGUCGAAGCAACACAAUAG
Molecule: messenger RNA, 780 nt
Organism: Dentiscutata erythropus
Lineage: Eukaryota; Fungi; Glomeromycota; Glomeromycetes; Diversisporales; Gigasporaceae
Source: the annotation of a GenBank genome assembly